AUGUGGGGUUGGUUUGGCGGGGCAGCAGCCCAAGCCAGAAAAGAUGCUCCCAAAAAGGCCAUUCUGCAGCUGCGGUCACAGCUGGACAUGCUGCAAAAGAGGGAGAAGCACCUAGAAACCCAGAUGGCAGAGCAAGAUGCGAUAGCAAGGAAGAAUAUAACCUCAAACAAAGCUGCCGCCAAAGCUGCUCUGCGGCGCAAAAAACUCCAUGAACGCACACUUGAGCAAACAUCAGCUCAGAUCGCCCAGGUGGAACAACAGAUUUAUUCCAUCGAAGCCGCCAAUAUCAACCAGGAGACGCUCAAUGCCAUGAAGAAUGCUGGACAAGCCAUGAAACAGAUCCAUGGCAACUUGACCAUCGACAAAGUGGACCAGACUAUGGACGAGCUUCGCGAGCAACACGCACUCGGCGAAGAAAUCGCCAACGCAAUCACAAAUGCCCCUAUUGGUGAACCCAUUGACGAGGCUGAUCUGGAGGAAGAGCUGGAAGGGUUGGAACAAGAGGCCAUGGACGAGAGAAUGUUGAAGACUGGCCCAACCCCUGUCACAGGCGAAAUCAACAGGCUUCCCGCCGUGUCUGCUGGUCCAAUAAGCAACAAACCCUCCACGGUGGAAGAGGACGAGGAAGAAGAAUUACGGAAACUACAAGCCGAGAUGGCUGUGUGA
Fonsecaea multimorphosa CBS 102226 is the source of this 666-nucleotide messenger RNA. RefSeq lists its product as uncharacterized. The transcript has 3 exons. Gene Ontology annotation, biological process: vesicle budding from membrane; late endosome to vacuole transport via multivesicular body sorting pathway. The coding region runs from base 1 to 666 and encodes 221 amino acids. The record is from RefSeq and is a predicted model, not a curated record. NCBI's taxonomy places the organism in Eukaryota, Fungi, Ascomycota, Eurotiomycetes, Chaetothyriales, Herpotrichiellaceae. Gene Ontology annotation, cellular component: cytoplasmic side of plasma membrane; multivesicular body; ESCRT III complex.